ACAUGCUACAACUGUGCCACGACUUUGCCAGGCACUGAGGGGUGCGGAAAUCCGGGAACUCCACUUUUCCAUGUCCUUCGCUGGGCCAUGUGCCCGCUGCCCGCAUCUUUUUUGCUCCUUUCCAACUUCCCAGCCCGCGCUGAGACGCCUCUCGGCGGUCCGAGAAUCGAGUGGCCCUUUGCGGUGAUGGGCUGGGUGCCGCAGAAACGCCUCGUGGGCAAGCAGCGCGAUCCGAGGAGCCUCGUGCCAGAGGCGCCACCGUCCGAGCUUCCGUGGUGUUCGCCUGCGCCGGCGCUGCGGGCGGUUGGCGCCGGGGGCUCGCCCGAGGACCGCCAGGCGCCGCCGUCCGAGCUUCCCUGGUGUUCGCCUGCGCCGGCCCUGCGCGCACUUGGCGCCGGGUGGUCGCCCGAGGACCGCCAGGCUUCCGCUUGCCUGCUGGAGGGCAUCUCCGAGCACUUGUGCAUGCUGCUGCGCUCCCAGGGGAAGGAGAAGGAGGCAGCCCUGCUGAGCGUCAUGAAGUUGGUGGAUGCGCUGGCGGACCUGCGCUGGCCCGCCACGCAGGCGCCGCGGCUGGCAGGCGAUGCCGCGGGCGAGGCGGCGCGAAAAGUCGCCGUGCCCUUCCCACAUGAUCAGAGCUUGGUGGAGGAUCUCGAUGACUGGGCGGAGGGGCAGCUUCGCAAGCGCCGGCGGGAGGCGUGAGGCCAGCGAGUCGCUGCGGGCACAAGAGGAGUUGCUGGUUGCGAACGGGUGCAUGAGUAGUGACAUCAGCCACUGCCGUCUGAACGUAGAUCUCUUGUCUUCCAGGCCAAAUUCAUCUUUUCCUUUCGAGAGCCCCGCCGGAUUUUCGAUCGUGCGCCUUCGUAAGCACAGUAGCCCAAGCCCAAAGAAGACGUGGACCGUCAGUGGUGCUCACUGUAGGGGAAUGUACAGAGCAAGGUGCUGGGGGUGCCCGGUUUCACUGCCGGCAUGGAGCACACAAAUAGAGAAGCUCAACUCUAGCUGAUGUCUUCGAGAAUUGAAGGUGCUCAGGGUUGUGGGAUCACUCGCGGUU
Messenger RNA from Effrenium voratum, 1051 nucleotides. NCBI's taxonomy places the organism in Eukaryota, Dinophyceae, Suessiales, Symbiodiniaceae. The record is from the annotation of a GenBank genome assembly.